AUGCAGGGACAGUCGAACAUAGCAGGACAAUCUUUCCUGCUCACAACCAAUAAUAAUUGGGUCAAGUAUACGGCGGCUGACCUUCUGCGCGCGUUCAAUGCGACGUAUGCUCGUCAAGCACGCCGUAUGGGUGUUCAACCACCCACUCCAUACGUCGACUGGGCGGAGUCUUCGGAUGAUCGUCCUCAACCUUCCAGUCGCCCCUCGAUGAAAACACAACAUCCUUUCUCGAUGUCCAUCCCUUCCUUUCCAGCUACCGUUGGCGGCCCAUCUGGCUCACGUAUGCGUGAUCCAAAACUACAAGAUAUCCGCUUCAGUGCCCCAUUGACUACGCAAGAAAGCGUUUGGGAUCUCGGCACGAUGGGCCCGGGUUCUCCGACGCGACUCAUUCUUAUGAUGGCCUUUGAUAUCCCUUCACCCGAGCGACGUCCGCCAUUUUUGAGGCUAGCAUUGGACCUUGCUGACGAGGCGGACAACAGAUGGUCGCUUCAUCCUGGGUACACCGUUGGGCCCAAGAAUUGGAAAGGCAUACUGAAGCAUUCGAGACACAAGCCCACUGGAGCACACAGAGUAAACGUCUGGGGGGGCCGAUACGAUCCCCGUAGGGUACCGAUGUUCGAUAUGGAAUACAUUGACGGGUCGAACUACGAUUAUAUUCAGAUCGACUCCCCGCUCAUAAUCGACGUGCAAAUGAGAACUCAAUCUCGAGAUAUAUUCUUGCCCAACGUUCGCUCGCAAGCAGCGACACGGAUCAGCAAAGAACUUGAUAAGGAGGAAGAUGUCGAUGGAUUCAUCGGCUUAGAGCCACAGGCCAAGCAUGUCGCACUCGUCAUGACGUAUCAUGCACGCUCAUACAGAAAUCCAGCGACUUCGAGAGUCACAUCAACCCUGCGACAAGGGGCGGUGCCCGUCCGGUCAGUCUCUACUCUCAGCGCGUCACUGCUUGCACAUACCAAAUUGCGUUUGCGUCUACAGACCCUCAUGAAUCAGCUCUACCGCUUGAACAAAAUUACUCGAUUACGAAAGUCUUUUGCUCUGAGCCCUUCAUAUCGGCGCACCGUCUGUCCUAGGAUGUGGAUACUCGACAACGAGAUUUGGCCCCCUGCCGCCUUUUCCACGCAAGAUCCGAGUGAAUACCGUCUGCAUUCUGGCGAAGACACCCCGCCAAUCCCUGUCCGUCUUGGUUCGAGUGGUGCGCCUGGCUGGACUGUGCGGCUAAGCGAGAUAUGCCUUUGGGACAUUGUUACGCAGAGAUUUAUAUUGCGGGAGAAGCUUGACGACUUCGUUACCCUUGACAAUGGCAGCGAGACGACAAUACUCCCGCCAACGGCCUUUGCAUGGAUUGCCGCCCGUAAACAUCCUGCACACGUGUAUCAUCCUCGCAGAAGAUUCCGGCUCAGCAAGGACAAGGACACAUUUUGUGUUCGACCCGACACCAUCGACAAAAGGUAUCAUCUGGCAAUGGCUUUCAGAGCGAGCGAUGGAGCGGAUUACAGAGUAACCAUCGCUCCCCUGAAUGAAAUUGUCACGUACCGCGAAGCCGAGGACAACGGUGAUUAUCUGCUCGCCUUCUCUCCUGUAGUGCAAGGCCUGAAGCCGCUGAUUGGGCUGAACGUUCUUCGUUAUCUUUGGCAGUCAUACCAUGACUGUCUUCCCACUUCGGCGUAUGUUCAUUUGGCCUACGGCUACUGUGGUCGGGAUCAAGGCCGCGACGUCUAUUGAUCCACUGUCGCCGUAUGAAGUCCAGUGUAGCUUUGCUGGCAUGGUCUUUUUUGGUUGCGGAGAUCCUUGACCCUUUAUAUGGCCCAUUAUUAUCAGAGAUUGGCGCAGAGCGAGACGUGUCAGAAUGUAAUUACAUCGGUCGGUAAUGCCCUAACAAGUGAUGCUCUACUGUAUCCUC
Schizophyllum commune H4-8 is the source of this 1900-nucleotide messenger RNA. RefSeq lists its product as uncharacterized. The transcript has 10 exons. The record is from RefSeq and is a predicted model, not a curated record. NCBI's taxonomy places the organism in Eukaryota, Fungi, Basidiomycota, Agaricomycetes, Agaricales, Schizophyllaceae. The coding region runs from base 1 to 1722 and encodes 573 amino acids.